This is a messenger RNA of Funneliformis mosseae, 192 nucleotides long. Lineage: Eukaryota; Fungi; Glomeromycota; Glomeromycetes; Glomerales; Glomeraceae. The record is from the annotation of a GenBank genome assembly.
CUGAUACUUUACAAGAAGUAUAUCUAUACCUUUCAUCUCACAAUGCACUUCAUCAAUCUAUUAAAAGAAUUAGAAAUGUGAAUUUACCUGCAGUACCAGAAUCUUUAAGAGACCUUGUUAUUCUUAAAAAUUUAAAAAAAAUCUUAAAUAGUUCUAAGUUUUUAGUUAAAGAUUCUAUAGUAGAUAAUAACA